Messenger RNA from Cladocopium goreaui, 1599 nucleotides. The record is from the annotation of a GenBank genome assembly. Lineage: Eukaryota; Dinophyceae; Suessiales; Symbiodiniaceae.
AUGAUUGGACAUCGCAACAGGUCCAGCUUCUCAGAGCAGACCACCCCAGCGGUGCAGCUCAUCUAUGACGACUCCGCCAGUGUGUCGCGCAUCGCUUUCCAGGACUUCGACCUGGAUUUGUUGGAAUUGGGUGGUGAAGUCACAUGGCCAGCACCCAGCUCGAGCAGAGUCAAGGACUACAUCUUGUACUUCUACACCUCUGGUAACGAGCGUUCUGAGGUCGGUGUGGUGCCGCACGGAAGCAAUGCCAAAGUGAUCCCCAGCGACACCACGUUCGGAGACUUCCAGCUGCUGGCGGUCUACACCCGUUCCACGUUGGCCGAGCAAAGCACCCCGGUCACGGCCGGCUUUUCGGACACCUACGCGGCGGUGGAGAAUGUGACCUUCCCCGAUUUCGAUUUGGACGCCACGGAUCUGGGAGGUAGCCUCACCUGGGAGGAGCCAUCAGAUGCUUCGGUUAUCACCCACUAUGAGGUCUACAUCGCCCGCACGCUGGCCGACGAGAGCCCGGCCGCGGUGGCGCUGCUUUGCAGCGCCAACCUGCAGGAGCUCCAGGCAGUGAUCAGUGGAAGUUGGUCGAUGAGUUUGGAUGGGGCCACGGCAGUUCAAGUUGAGACAGCUGCAAGGAACAGCCUCCUGUCAUCGUUGAGCCUGGCGGAAGAGGAACUGAUCACCACAGUCACUUUUUCCUCGCGUCGCCUCGCCGACUCCGCCGAUUCCCGGCGCCUGGCUACAGUAUGGACAGUGACCUACUCAGCGCUGCUUCCCGUGGAGCUCGCGGACAGCGCCUUGGAACAGAUGCGGAGCUUCAGUCAGCAGCCGCAGAGCUUCCAGGUCCUCCUGGCCUCGGCUCUGCAAACUUUGGGAGUUGGCACCAGCUCACUGCAGCUGCAAAGCUUCGAAGCACCGAUGAUGCAGGUGGUGAUGAAAUCUGAUGAAUCUCAGGCCGACAAUUCGAGCAGCGACCUGAGCGAUGCAGUGCCAAGCCUGCGGCGUUUGUCGUCAGUGAAUGACACGGACGAUUCGGAUGUCAAUAGCACCGUGACCCUGACCACCACCUGGACCAUGUGGGCGCCGGUGCCCAACGUGACUUACGGCGUGGGAAAUAUGACACGCUGUGGCAAUGGGUUCUACAUGACGUACAUCGGCACGUCCCUCGCGGGACAACCAAGCUUUCAGGUUCUCCCCGACUUUGCCUUGGCCAAUUGGACGCACUUCCUGGUCUUCAGCGCCUCGAGCUUCGCGGAAGCCUCCGUCCCCGCGUCACAUCUGAUCUACGACAUGGCCGCCAGCGUCUCGGAUGUGCGCUAUGAUGGCCUGGAUUUGGAUCCCGAAGAGCUGGGAGGCAACGUCAGCUGGUUGCCGCCCAACUUGACGGAACGCGUCAAAGUCUAUCGUGUCUACCUGGCAGAAAGCGCCUUUCCACUCAGUGCUGCAGAACGCUAUUGGAUUUCACCAGAGGUUGAGGUUGGGAGUAGCUUGGUGAGCGUUGAAAGUUGGGAAUCCGGGACUGGGCACAGCAAACAGCGACCUCACUGCUCAGGUCAUCGCAGAUGGUGUUGGUUGGAUGUAGGAUGUAGGGAACCCAAAACAGGCUGA